AUGUUCUUCAGCUGCCGCCCUCGCCAAACCCCUCGCCCGCCUCGGCCGCAGUGCCUGUACUCCGGCUGCUCUCACCGCGCCUUGCGAUGCGAUUCAAAGAGCGAGGGCAAGGCCAUGCUCUCGCUCUACUGCAAAGAUCACGCCUGUCGACAACGCUUGGGCGAGCUGAUGUGCCCGAACUACAAGGCGUCCGGCUUUUCCAAGUACUGUGAAGACCACCGCCGCUGCGAGAACCAAGGCUGUCCCCACCAGCGCAUAUGCUGCGAUACGAGCCAGGACUGGCCCUACUGCCAGAACCACACCUGCUUCCACCAUGGAUGCCACCAGAAGCGCGCCUCCAACUCCCGCAUGUGCGUCCAUCACACGCCUCUGUGCCUCAUCCCAGGCUGCGGGCACCCCCGCGUCGACGACGGCCUCUACUGCCCCUCCCACAGCUGCACCGACCGGGACUGCAACAGCGUCAUCAACGGCGGCCACUGGUGCCAGGACCACCGCCUGUGCAAGACGGACGGUUGCGGUCUCCAGCGGGCCGUCACGGCGGGUGGGAAGUCCGAGGACGUCUGCUGGCAGCGUGAGUAA
Colletotrichum higginsianum IMI 349063 is the source of this 579-nucleotide messenger RNA. RefSeq lists its product as uncharacterized. The transcript is spliced from 4 exons. The record is from RefSeq and is a predicted model, not a curated record. The coding region runs from base 1 to 579 and encodes 192 amino acids. NCBI's taxonomy places the organism in Eukaryota, Fungi, Ascomycota, Sordariomycetes, Glomerellales, Glomerellaceae.